AUGUCCUACUACGACCCUUAUCAAGGCAUACCUCAGCAGUAUAUGGCCCAGCCUUACUACCCGCAAUACUACCAGCAGAACCCAGAGGAUCAAUUGAUCCUUGAAGGUAACAUGCCUCCUUCGCUCGACACCAGGCAAAACUCGUUCGAGCAGUACCCUCAGUACCAGAACGAUGCCUCCUUCGGGUUUCAAGACGACGUUUCCUCUACUGUCGGUACUGGGAACGAGUUUUACAAUGAAGACGGUGUGUUCAUCAACGGCAACACGGGCGCCCCAGGGCAAUCCUCCAUGCCUCAGGUUAACCAAGGUAUGGUAAACCAAAACCAAUCCCAAUACGCUCAAAUGAACAAUGGUGCUAACCAUCAAGGCGCCAAUAUGCCACCAGUCUCAAACAUGCAAUCGCAAACCCAAUCCCACCAAGGUGAAAUGGUCUACGGUCAGAACAGUGGGCCUGCUAACUCCAAUGCGGCUCCUUCUAGAACUGUGUACUUGGGCAAUAUUCCUUCUGAUAUCCAACCAAAUGAAUUGUUGGAUUACGUCAGAUCGGGUAUUUUGGAAAGUGUCAAGAUUUUGCCUGCCAAGAACUGUGCUUUCAUUUCCUUCAUAGACCAUCAAUCAGCUUUGUUAUUCCAUUCUGAUUGUAUCUUGAAAAAGUUAAGUAUCAAGGGUCAUGACAUCAGAAUUGGCUGGGGUAAGAAUAGUCCAAUUUUGCCUGCUGUUUUGGAAUCUAUUCAAAGGGAUGGAGCCACUAGAAACGUUUACUUGGGUAAUUUGAACAACCCAGUCAAUGGAGAAAUUAUAACUGAACAAGAAUUGAGAGAAGACUUGUCUUGUUAUGGUGUAAUUGACUGUAUCAAAAUCAUUCCAGAAAAAGGUAUUGCAUUUAUUCAUUUCUUAUCUAUAUUGAGUGCUAUCAGAUGUGUUGCUAAUUUGCCAUUGAAAGAAAAGUAUUUGGAUAAGAAAUGCUUUUACGGAAAAGAUAGAUGUGCAUUUAUCACAAAGACCCAGCAACACAAUGCUGCACAAUAUUUAGGAUUGGCUCCAGGGAUGGAACACAUCGUUACUGCUGCCGACCGGGAAUUUAUUUCUUCUGCAUUAGUUCAACAAUCUGCUGCUGCUGCUCAAAUUGCCACUCAAGCUGGUGGAGCCAACAAUUUAGGUAACAGAACCGUUUAUUUGGGAAACUUACAUCAAGACUCUUCUGUCGAAGAGAUUUGUAACGUUGUCAGAGGUGGUUUGUUACAAAGUAUUAGAUUCUUGAAGGAGAGACAUGUUUGUUUCAUCACCUUCAUUGAUCCCAUUGCUGCUGCUCAAUUCUUUGCUAUGUGUCAAUUACAUGGUUUGACCAUUCACAACCGUAGAAUCAAGGUUGGAUGGGGUAAGCAUUCCGGUCCAUUGUCUAACGCUUUGUCGUUAGCUGUUUCCAAUGGUGCUUCUAGAAACAUUUAUAUUGGAAACAUCAUUGAUUUUGAUUACUACAAUCCUCAAAAGUUGAGAGAAGAUUUCUCCAAAUUUGGUGAUAUCGAACAAAUCAACUACUUGGAAGAAAAGAAUUGUGCCUUCAUCAACUUUGUCAACAUUGCCAAUGCUAUCAAGGCUAUCGAUGGAAUCAAAUCUUUCAAUGAUUACAAGAAUUUAAAGAUCAACUUUGGUAAGGACAGAUGUGGUAACUUACCAAGACAAUUCCAAAGUCAAAAUGCUCAAGUUGGGUUCAAUGGACUUGAAAACGUCUCCAAUCCAUCAUUUUCCGAUAAUGAAUUUAUGAAUGAAGAGCCACACCAACAACACCUCCAGAACCUUCACCAUCAUCAACAGCAACAUCAUCACCAACAACAGCAACAAAACCAGCAACAGCAAUAG
This is a messenger RNA of Suhomyces tanzawaensis NRRL Y-17324, 1860 nucleotides long. RefSeq lists its product as uncharacterized. Gene Ontology annotation, cellular component: cytoplasmic stress granule. The record is from RefSeq and is a predicted model, not a curated record. The transcript has a single exon. Gene Ontology annotation, molecular function: mRNA binding. Gene Ontology annotation, biological process: mRNA splicing, via spliceosome. Bases 1 to 1860 code for a protein of 619 amino acids. Lineage: Eukaryota; Fungi; Ascomycota; Pichiomycetes; Serinales; Debaryomycetaceae.